This is a messenger RNA of Pseudopodoces humilis (Tibetan ground-tit), 4668 nucleotides long. RefSeq names its product SH3 domain and tetratricopeptide repeats 2 (gene SH3TC2). The record is from RefSeq and is a predicted model, not a curated record. NCBI's taxonomy places the organism in Eukaryota, Metazoa, Chordata, Aves, Passeriformes, Paridae. Gene Ontology annotation, biological process: regulation of ERBB signaling pathway; regulation of intracellular protein transport. Gene Ontology annotation, molecular function: protein binding.
GCUCUGGGGACCCAUGGACAGGCUCGGUCCUGCUGCAGGCACAGGUGGCACGGGCAGUGUCCCACCUGGCACCUCCUGUGGCACAUCCCACGGGCACCUCUCCGGCAGGGGGAAUCCUGCCGGGGAUCCGGACGCCUCUGCCCACCCUCCGUGUUCCCCAGGUGAGGAGUGUGAGUCCUGCUGGCCCCGCUCCCCCGAGCUCCUGCCCCGCUGGGACCGCCUGCACCGCCGGGGACAAUGGUGGUGGGACACGACCACGGCACCAGGGACCCAUCCCCAGGGAAUGGCAGCAGGGAAGGCUGGGGUGACAGAGCAGAGCAGCCCUGAGGCAGGACACGGCUCCCCGGACCCCUCUGUGGUGCUGCUGCCUCUCAGGCACAGCUUUCUGCCAGAGCUCUCACUCUCCUUCUCCGUGGAGAGCCGCUCCUCCCGGUGCCGCAAUUCCCAGCUCCAGGAAGCUGCCAGGAAGAAGCUGUGGGCUCUGGAGAGCGAUGACAGGGACGUCUGUGCCCUGUUCAAGGAGCUGUCAGCCAGGCUGGUCUGCAUGCAGGCACACGAGGAUCGCUUCCUCCUCACCUUCAAAACCCUGGAGGAAGUCUGGAAGUUUUCCACUUAUCUGACUUUAGGGUACGUGGGCACCUGCCUGGAGCAGCUGCUCUUUGCUCAGGAGUUCUGGCUGGACUGUGCCCUGGUGGAGGACACAGAGCUCAGGGUCAGCGUGGAUGAAGAGCACCUGGCCACCAUCUACAUGGAUCUGCUCCUCCAGGAAGGGAACUUUUUCUGCAGGGCAGUGCCUGGAGCCUGGAAGUCAGAGCAGGAGGGAGAGGAGAGCCUGCAGCUCUGCAGGAAUGAGCUGAUCCAUGUGAAGAGUGUUGGACAGGAUUCCAAGUGGGAAGGGAUGUCCCUGCUGACAGGACAGCGAGGCGUGGUGCCCGUGACAGCUCUGGAGCCAAUACCUCACCCCUUUUACCAGUGGUUCCUGAAGAAUUAUGCUGUGAGUUUUGGCCUCUCCCAGGAGAUCAGUGGGACGAGCUCUCAGGCCAUUGUCAAAGGCAGGUGCAUCGCCACCGAGGACCACAGAGGAGCAGCGUGGGAUGAGCUGAGCUUCUCCAAAGGAGACCCCAUAGAAAUCAUCGGUUUCUUCAUCCCUGGGCUGCCCUGGUUUGUGGGCAAAUCCCUCAGCACCAGGAGCAUUGGCUUCGUUCCCACCCGACACGUAAAUCCCGAGCCUUGCCAACCUCUGGGAAAGGGCUUUGUGUUUCUGAGUGAAGAGGAGAAGUCCCCAGUGCUGCACAUCCCCUGCAAUGGUGACGAGCAGCACUUUGCCACCCUCCUGGGGGACCUGGCACACACUGACAUCACCUCUGUCUACAGGUUGGCUGGUUUUGAACCCACAGCUGUGUUCCCACAAGUGCCACCGGAGGCUGCUCUCCACGGCAGUAAAGAAAUCCAAGUGCUCCAGUCUUGGGAGGAAAUCAAUGACUGGGCUACCAGCAGCACCUCAGAGCUGUCCAGCCCAGGCAGUGAAACAGCCCCUGCCACACUGGAAGAUGUUCUCCUGGAGAAGCUGGAUGACUUGGAUUACCCCAAAUUCUUCAUCGACCUCAACACUGGACACAUGGAGGAUGCUGAUGUCUUUGAUCCCAUAUUGACCUUCCUCAACCAAGACAGUUUCGUGCCCAGUUUCCAAAGCUUUUAUGAUCUCAGCUUUUCCUUUCUGCAGUCCACUUUUUAUGGCUUCUCUGAUGAGGAUGAACUAGUUCUGUACCUGGAGACUUCCCGGAACUGGGCCAAGAGGACUCGUUUGGUUUGGGCUCACACCAGGCUCUGUUUCCUCCUGGGCAAGCUCUGCAUCAAAAAGCUCAAGUUGUCCCAGGCUCGGGUGUACUUUGAGGAGGCCAUGAGUGUCCUGGACAGGGGCUUUGGGGACCUGCCCCUGCUGGCAGCGCUGCACGUGAGCCUCGCCUCCGUCUACCUGAAGCAGAACAUGAAGCACAAGUUCUCCUCCCUGCUGGGGAAGACGCUGACCUUGCUCGUGUGCCUGCCUGGCCGCUCCUUCAGCUCGGAGAGCGAGCUGGAGCUCCUGACGUACAUCCUGAGGGAAUCCAUCGCUGUGGGCAACGCUCCGCUGGAGGCCCGCGUCUGCUUCCUCAUUGUCAAGCUCUUCCUGCAGCUGGGCAGAACCGAGGAGGUGCUGCCCUUUUUGGAGCAUCUCCAGUGUCUCAGCACCACCUGGCUCAGCCCAGGCUCCCGUGGGCCACUGGAUGCCGCUGCCACCUUGGGCUACCUCUAUGACAAGACGUGCCUGCCAAACCUCGCGCUGGCCUCUGUCAGGUCCUUUGCUCCCAGCAGCACCAAGGGGACACCGACCCCCGUCUGGAGAGCUGGCUUCAUCCUCCAAAACGCUCCCAAAGUCCUGGGGAAGCAGCUGGACAGGAGCAGCAUCCCGGCGCUGGCUUGUCUGUACCUCAAGCAAGCGCUGCAGUUCUGCUGCGAGAGCAGGGCCGUGCCCAUGCAGAGGACGCUCUGCGCCGUGCUGUGCAGGACGUACCUGCAGCACGGGCUGCUGGACGGGGCUGUUUGCUAUUCAGCCAGAGCUGCAGCCCUGGGCAGGCUGCUGGGGGAGGAGGAGGCUUUUGAGUCCUCGCUGUCCUUGGGGUGGAUGCACCUCCUGCAGCAGCGGCCGGGUCCGGCUGGGGACAUCCUGCGGCAGCUGCUGCGCUCCCUGCGCGGCACCGCCAGCGAGACCCAGCCUGGGGCCGUGCACAACCUCCUGGCCAUGGCCCUCGGGGCCCAGGGACACGUUCAGGAGGCUGCAGAGAACUUCCUGAGGGCCCUGCACAAGGCCAAGGAGACGGGGAACAGGAGGAACCAGGCCGUGGCCCUGGCUAACCUGGGCCAGCUGAGCCUCUCGUGUGGGGCCGCCCAGCUGGCCGAGCUCUACCUGCUGUGGUCGGUCCGGCUCUACGCCGAGCUCCAGGGACACCAAGAGCCGGACCUGGAGCUGGCACAGGUGCUGCUGUGGCUGGCACAGGCCAUGGUAGACAGGCAGAGGAUGGAAGAUGCCAAACUCUGCUAUGAACUGGCACUGGGGUUUGCCCUGAAGUGGCAGAACCUGAGGAGUCAGCUGCACGUCACGGAGCGUCUGUGCCAUUUCUGCAGCAGAGUGUGCCCCGACCUGCAGGCCUGCAUCGCCUACCACGAGCACUGGGCGUCCCUGGCACGGCAGCUGCAGGACAGGGAGCUGGAGGGCAAUGCCAGGCAGGCCCUCAGCCUGCUCUACCAGGCUUUGGGCACACCUGAGGCUUUGAGACAAUCCCUGGACUGCACCAAGCAGAGCCUGAGGAUCUUCAUCGACCUCGAGGAGGCUGUGAAGGCGGCAGAGGCCUGGCUGCAGGCAGGAAAACUCUAUUAUCUUCUACAGGAGGAUGAGCUGGUGGAAAUGUACUUCCAGGCAGCCAUCCAGACUGCUCUGAAAGGGGACAACUUCUCCUUGGCCAUGGAUCUUUAUGAGAAAGCAGGUGACACCUUCUUUAAUGGCAGCUGGAACAGGGCCCGAGCAGUGGAGUUUUACAGGGGAGGUGCUGUGCCCUUGGCCAGGAAACUCAAGGCCACCCAGACAGAGCUGCGGCUGUUCAAUAAACUGGCAGAGCUGCAGAUCAGCCUGCAGGGCUACGAGAAGGCUCUGGAGUUUGCCACGCUGGCAGCCAGGCUCAGCCUCAGGGUCGGGGAUCAGCUGCAGGAGCUGGUUGCCUUCCACCGCCUGGCCACAGCCUAUGACUUGCUGCACAUGUACGAGAUGGCCGAGGAUUGCUACCUGAAGACCCUGGCCAUGCGUCCCCCCGUGCUGCAGAGCUCAGCAGAAGCUCUGUACUACUGCAAGGUCUACUGGCACCUGGGAAACCUGGCUCUGCACAAGCUGCAGGAUGAACAGGACGCAGCCUCCUACUUCCUGCUGGCCCUCGCCGCAGCCGCCGAGCUGGGAGACUUGGAGCUGCAAUCCCUGCUCCGUGCCAAGCUGGGUGCCAUCCCCAGAGCCCCAGGGGGACCUGAGGGCACGCCAGGCUGUGCCACGGAGCGGCCCCGGUGGCUGAGCGAAGGUGGCCACGUGGUGUGACCCAUCUGCCACCCUGGGGACACCAGUGGGAGCCAUCAGCAGCAGCGUGCAAGGUCCGUGUGCUCUCCAGAACCGGCCCAGGAGAGGUCCUUCACCGCAUCCUGAAGAGCUGGAAGGGUUUGGGCUCCUCAUCCCAAGCACUUGGGAUUCUGCCCUCGUUUUUCAGGAGCAGGGCCGUGCCCUGCAGAGGAGGUGGCACAGCCAGGGCAGGAUGAGGGCCCAGCAGCGGUGCUGGAGCUGGUGGUGCAGCAGGGCUGAGCUCCUGGGAGGUUUCACAAGCAGGAUGGGGACUGGGGAGUGCUGCCAUGUGCCUGCCUGUCCCCACACCUUGGAGCAGCUCAGCCCAACCCAAACGUGUUUGAGACAGCAGCUCCUUUAUUUAUGCCUGGUUUUUAUCCUCGCCUGCCCCGCGAAGUCUGUGAUGGAAUCUGUCUCCUGUAAAAAGCACCACCAAAGCUUUUGGCAGUGAGUCUCAGAAUUGGGGAAGUGAGGAGGAAUAAAGGGGCUGCUCCAGCCUCAUCUGGGGGCAAAAAAACCCCCAGCAGAGCCCA